UAAUAGUAAUAAAUCACACAGCAAUAGGACAUUCAUGUACUAUUCAAAACACGUUACUCUCAUUGAGUAACGUAACAGAAUAAAUUACAAACUACAUUUUGGGGCAUGUAGUCUGUAGUGGAAUACAUUUUUAAAGUAACCUUCGCAUCACUGAUGCUGACAGACAGCUCUAACCGUGUUUGUGUAUGUCAGUAUGUUUGAUGUAGGAGGACAGCGGGACGAACGCAGGAAGUGGAUUCAGUGCUUCAACGAUGUGACCGCCAUCAUCUUCGUGGCAGCGAGCAGCAGCUACAACAUGGUGAUCCGUGAGGACAACUCCACCAAUCGGCUGCGAGAAUCUCUGGACCUCUUCAGAUCCAUCUGGACCAACAGGUUCCUGAAGACUAUUUCAGUGAUCCUCUUCCUGAACAAACAGGAUGUUCUUGCUGAGAAGAUUCUGGCUGGAAAGUCGAAGCUGGAGGAUUAUUUCCCAGAAUAUAACAACUACCAGCUUCCUGCUGAUGCUGUUCCAGACACUGAUGAAGACCCCAAAGUGAUGAGGGCCAAGUUCUUCAUCAGAGAUGAGUUUCUGAGGAUCAGUACGGCGAGUGGUGACGGCAAACAUUACUGCUACCCUCACUUCACCUGUGCUGUUGACACCGAGAACAUCCGCCGUGUCUUCAACGACUGCCGUGACAUCAUCCAGCGGAUGCACCUGCGGCAGUAUGAACUGCUCUGACUGCUGGGCGCCGCCUGGCCCCGGCCACUCUGAAGAAGCCGAUAAGUAAUGGAAGCAGAUAGCCGAUCAAUGCUCAUAGCGUUUGUGAUAUUUAUUAGUGAUUAUAGAUUAGGACAGACUCUUAUUAGCUGUGUGUUCCAUGUUCUUUAUGUCCUGCAGGGCAUUGUGGUCAGAAUUAUUGGCAUGGCAGCAAUGUGUCAUGUGGGAGGAGGUGGAGUCUGGAAAUCUAUUUUUACAUGUUAUUUGUGUUAUCUUUGCUCUGAUUGGCUGAUCCAUUUGAAUAAUUAAACACCUUUGUUUACCUGUGAACUUGGGGUCAAAGGUCAGUCUUUAUUCAGAA
Haplochromis burtoni (Burton's mouthbrooder) is the source of this 1058-nucleotide messenger RNA. RefSeq names its product guanine nucleotide-binding protein G(olf) subunit alpha. The record is from RefSeq and is a predicted model, not a curated record. Gene Ontology annotation, cellular component: heterotrimeric G-protein complex. Lineage: Eukaryota; Metazoa; Chordata; Actinopteri; Cichliformes; Cichlidae. Gene Ontology annotation, biological process: adenylate cyclase-modulating G protein-coupled receptor signaling pathway. The transcript has 5 exons. Gene Ontology annotation, molecular function: GTP binding; G protein-coupled receptor binding; GTPase activity. Bases 194 to 718 code for a protein of 174 amino acids.